Malania oleifera is the source of this 2381-nucleotide messenger RNA. Its product is annotated as CDK5RAP1-like protein. Gene Ontology annotation, molecular function: 4 iron, 4 sulfur cluster binding; tRNA-2-methylthio-N(6)-dimethylallyladenosine(37) synthase activity. Gene Ontology annotation, biological process: tRNA modification; negative regulation of cyclin-dependent protein serine/threonine kinase activity. The coding region runs from base 180 to 2039 and encodes 619 amino acids. The transcript has 3 exons. Gene Ontology annotation, cellular component: mitochondrion; cytosol. NCBI's taxonomy places the organism in Eukaryota, Viridiplantae, Streptophyta, Magnoliopsida, Santalales, Ximeniaceae. The record is from RefSeq and is a predicted model, not a curated record.
UUUUGAAACUAGGUUUGCUUUUGGUUUUUCUUUUUUUAUAGUGGUCCUUGGUUAUAUAAUUAUUUAGCUCCAGUCCGGCUGGACCAGCCGGCCGCCCAGGUGCAGUGCGCGCCCCAUCCGCUCCGUUGAGAAAUUCACGAAAACAGUACGCAAGCCUCUCUCUCUCUCUCUCUCUCUCUAUGGCUUCAACAUUCUCAUCCAUUUUGAGCCAACGUCACUGUGCUCUCCGCAUCAGAAUCCAAAGACGAUGCUGCUUCAAUCUCAGGUUCCUCCCCGCCGGAGGCCCUCUCUCCUUCCCCUGCUGCCAGUACCUUGCGCUGCGCCCCCCGAAGAGGAAUUUCUCCCUUUCUUUCUCUAGAGACCUCUCUUCUUCUCCUCUUCCCCUGCCGAACCAGAAUGAAUCUUCUCCAAGUCUCCACCAUUUCGUUGCCCAAGCAGCCGCUCUCACCGAUCCUCAAAGCCACCCCGACCCUGUAUCAGUUCCCGAAGUUCGUCAAAGAGGUCGUAUUUAUCAUGAGACUUAUGGUUGUCAAAUGAAUAUUAACGAUAUGGAGAUUGUCCUGUCAAUCAUGAAGAAAGCUGGCUAUAGAGAAGUUGUGGAGGUUCCUGAGAGUGCAGAAAUUAUUUUUAUCAACACUUGUGCAAUCAGGGAUAAUGCAGAACAUAGGGUGUGGCAGAGGCUUAACUAUUUUUGGUUUCUUAAACGGCAGUGGAAAAGCAAUGUCUCCAUUGGAAGGUCACAUUCUUGGCACCCUCCAAAAGUAGUUGUGUUGGGAUGCAUGGCCGAGAGGUUGAAGGAUAAGAUACUGGAUGCAGAUAAGAUGGUUGAUGUAGUUUGCGGGCCUGAUGCUUAUAGAGACUUGCCACGAUUGUUAGAGGAAGUAGAGUAUGGUCAAAAAGGGAUCAACACUCUUCUUUCACUCGAGGAAACUUAUGCUGAUAUCAGUCCUGUUCGAAUUGCCCAAAAUUCAGUGACUGCUUUUGUCUCUGUGAUGAGGGGUUGCAAUAAUAUGUGCUCAUUUUGCAUCGUUCCCUUCACUAGAGGCAGAGAGCGGUCACGGCCUGUGGAAUCAAUUGUCAAAGAGGUUGCUGACCUUUGGAAAGAAGGUGUGAAAGAGGUAACACUUCUUGGUCAGAAUGUGAACAGUUAUAAUGAUGCAUCUGGGAUUGAUAAAGAAGUUGAACCAGGAACCAGUUGGAAAUUCAGCGAGGGCUUUUCCAGUAUGUGCAAGGUGAAGAAAAUGGGCCUACGAUUUUCUGAUCUCUUGGAUAGAUUGUCCACAGAAUUUCCUGAGAUGCGGUUCAGAUAUACAUCCCCCCAUCCAAAAGACUUCCCAGAUGAAUUACUGUAUUUGAUGCGCAGUAGAUAUAAUGUCUGCAAAAAUAUCCAUUUGCCUGCACAAACUGGGAGCACAACAGUACUUGAAAGAAUGCGGCGGGGAUAUACAAGAGAAGCAUACUUGGAUCUUGUGCAAAAGAUACGGAGAAUUAUUCCAGAUGUGGGAAUAAGCAGUGACUUCAUUUGUGGCUUCUGUGGAGAAACGGAGGAAGAGCAUGAAGACACACUAAGCCUUAUGAAGGCAGUUGGUUAUGACAUGGCAUACAUGUUUGCUUACAGCAUGAGGGAAAAAACCCAUGCCCAAAGAAACUACGUUGAUGAUGUUCCUGACACAAUCAAGCAGCGGAGGCUAACAGAACUCAUUGAGGCUUUCAGGGAGAGCACGGGUUGCUGCUUCGACUCCCAAAUUGGUAGCGUCCAACUUGUGUUAGUUGAAGGGCCCAACAAGAGAGCUCCAGAUACAGAGCUCAUUGGCAAGAGCGACAGGGGCCAUAGGGUUUCAUUUUCUGUUGUGCCACUCCCUCAUCGGGAUGGUGAUUUUGAUGGAAUUCGGAAUCCAGCUGUUGGUGAUUAUGUGGAAGUUCGCAUAUUGAGAUCAACGCGAGCAUCGCUCUUUGGAGAAGCACUUGCUAUAGCCAACUUGAGUUCAUUUUACAACACUACAGAAGAAGCAGUUGUUGCCUGUGGAAAUAGAACUUGAAUCUUAUCUAUAGACUUCUCUGAUGAAAUUUUCUCGAGAGAACCUUUCUUUUCUGCUGCUGCAGAAAGUUCUUGGUGGGGGAAGAUCCAUUGCAUGCUGAUGAGAACUCUAGAGGCGUUGGAACUGGUCAGAGGCUCUGAGCAUCUUCAACAACUGCUGUUUUUGAACUAUUUGCUUGCGGCUGCACUGCGACUUCAAGCUGUUGGGAGAAUUUAGCACAUUUUUUCCAUCUUCCCAUUGUAACUAUGAUAAUUGUCAUCCUCUGGCAUAUUUUGUAUCAUCUUUUUCAUUCCAGUUAUCACAUUAAUUGUUAUCAUUUAAUGGAUUUUUUGAUAAUUUGCA